Gossypium raimondii (Peruvian cotton) is the source of this 1142-nucleotide messenger RNA. RefSeq lists its product as uncharacterized. NCBI's taxonomy places the organism in Eukaryota, Viridiplantae, Streptophyta, Magnoliopsida, Malvales, Malvaceae. The transcript has 4 exons. The coding region runs from base 124 to 981 and encodes 285 amino acids. The record is from RefSeq and is a predicted model, not a curated record.
UUUUUUUGGCCGGAUCUCUCAUUAUCCAAAAGGCAAAACCUUACUCUCACAAAACAAGUUCCCAUUUUUAAAGUUUCAAAAUUUUUUUUCUCAGUUCACUCACUUCUCUUUGUUUUUUCAGUGAUGAACGACCUGUCCAAUGCAUCCCUAACAGAGCACCAAACUAGUUUCAGUUGCAAACCUAUACCAAGUUUAGCCUUUUACACUCUUUUACCCCUUUUCUUCAUUGGUCUCUUUGUCUCCAUUUUCAUCCUUGUUGUGGUCCAUAAUGCUGCUUUCUUCCUCUCUUUCCUUUUACUAUAUGCUUUAGUUGCUUCUUUUUUAGCUUGGAAUGCUAUUAAUUGGAGACACCAUAACAGAUCUGCUUUCAUGUUCUUUCUUAACUCUUUCCCCGAUUCUGAUCUUCGACUUGCACGUGAAGGACAGCUUGUGAAGGUCACUGGGGUAGCAUCAUGUGGAAAUCUAUCUUUAGAAACUUCAUAUGAAAGGGUUGGCAGAUGCAUAUAUGCAUCUACUCUUCUCUAUGAAUAUGGACAAUUUGGUCUCAAACCUGUUAAUGUUAGAAGAUCUUGCUUUCAAUGGAACCUAGCUUAUUGUGAGAGGUUUUCUACAGAUUUCUAUAUAACCGAUCGCAUAUCCGGUAUCAGAGCCAUGGUAAAAGCCGGUUCGGGUUGUAAAGUUAUCCCCUUGAUCACCGACAGCAAACUCGUCACUACUACGAAACAAUGUAGAGUCCUAUCUCCUCACCUCACCAAUUGGUUACGAGAAAGAAACCUUUCCGCAGAUGCCCGUCUACUACGUCUGGAAGAAGGGUACAUACAGGAAGGCAACACCGUAACCGUAACCGGAAUGUUACAUAAAAAUGAUGAAGUUGUAACAAUCGUUCAACCACCCGAGCUCUUCUCUACAGGAUGCUUAUGGCAAAAGUUACUUCUCCCUAUCGAUGUUGAUGGUCUGAUAUUGGCCCCGGGGUGUUCUUAAUACAUAAUAACCCUACCAUUGACCUCAAUGAACUCCGUUUGACACCCAAAACAGUAAUGUCUGACAUAUUAACAGAAAUAUAUCUAAGUGAAGAAGAUUUUGGAUGGUUACUGAUAAAAACGCAAAUUUUAUUCAAGGAAUGUUACCUUUUUUAUAGUAAA